AUUCGAGCUUGUGCUCGCUCCAGCCUGCCCACGAGCCGGCUAGGCUCAGUCAGUUUGACUUCCUGUUCAAGCCUUAUGAAGUCUCGGCCUGUAUCACCGGUCCCGGGGCAGAAAUCAGAAUCGCCGUUGCUUCAGCUCCGGCAUCUUCUCUUCCAUUUUACGUUACGAUGGCGCCCAAAGUAUUGAUGGUUGCAGAGAAACCUAGCAUCGCUCUAUCCAUUGCAUCAGCGCUUUCCCAUGGCCGGAUGUCAACGCGGAGAGGAAGUACUGAUGUGCAUGAGUUUGACGGAAUGUUUCAGGGAUUUCAUGCUCAUUUUAAAGUUACUUCUGUUACUGGACAUGUUUUUAGUUUAGACUUUCCUUCUACAUACCAAAAUUGGGAAGCAACUGAUAAUUUGGAUCUUUUCCAAGCUCCUGUUGUAAAGUUAGAAUCAAACCCAAAGGGUCAUAUUUGCAGGCAUCUAUCCCAAGAAGCCCGUGGUUGUAGCUAUUUGGUACUGUGGUUGGAUUGUGACCGUGAGGGUGAAAAUAUAUGCUAUGAAGUUAUUGAAUGCACGGGAUUCAAUGAGAAUGAGGUUGGUCGAAAGAUACUGCGUGCUCGAUUUUCUUCUGUUACAGAGAAGGACAUAUUGGAGGCAUUGGAAAACCUUGUCAAACCAAACAAAGCUGAGGCCUUAGCUGUAGAUGCACGCCAAGAGAUUGAUUUGAAGGUUGGAGUUGCCUUCACUCGAUUCCAGACUCGCUAUUUUCAAGGAAAAUAUGGGAAUCUUGACUCCAGGAUCAUCUCUUAUGGACCUUGUCAGACCCCUACACUGGGAUUUUGUGUGCAACGUUGCAUGCAAAUCAUGACAUUUAAACCGGAAAAAUUUUGGUAUUUUAGUCCUUAUAUAAUAAAAGAUGGUUAUGAGCUACAGUUGGAAUGGGAUCGAAACAGAGUAUUUGACUUUGAUGUUGCUGCAAUGUUUCAAAAACUGGUACUUGAUCAGAAUAUUCUUGAGGUAACUGGUGUGUCCAAAAAUGAAGAAAACAAGAGUCGUCCUUGUGGCCUUAACACCGUAAACUUAUUAAAGGUUGCUUCAAGUGCGCUGGCAUUAGGGCCACAUGUUGCCAUGCAAUUAGCUGAGCGACUUUACACUCAAGGAUUUAUCAGCUAUCCACGUACAGAGAGCACAGCCUACCCCGCAUCAUUUGACUUCAGAAAUGUGCUUGGAGCACAACAAAACAAUCCUAUAUGGGGAAAUCAUAUCCGUUCAUUACUGACUGAUGGUUUUCAUAAGCCGCGUAUGGGAUCAGAUGCAGGUGACCAUCCUCCCAUUACUCCAAUGAGGGCAGCAACAGAAGAGAUGUUAGGAAAUGAUGCUUGGAGACUCUACCAAUAUAUUUGCCAACAUUUCAUUGGUACUGUUAGCCCUGAUUGCAAGUACACACGGACAAAAGUAGAAUUUACCUCUGGAGGUGAGCGUUUCCACUGUGUAGGGCUGCAUGUGAGCACUAAAGGAUUUACAUCAAUCAUGCCAUGGUUGGCAGUUACGGAGAAGAACCUUCCUCAGUUCACGAAAGGAGAGAAAAUCAAUAUUCUAAAAAUGGACUUGCAAGAGGGAAGCACCACACCUCCAGAUUACCUUAGUGAGAGUGAACUCAUCUCUCUUAUGGAAAAGCAUGGAAUAGGGACAGAUGCUUCCAUUCCUGUUCACAUAAACAACAUUUGCGAACGCAACUAUGUACAGGUUAACUCUGGGAGAAGGUUGGUUCCAACAGCCCUAGGAACCACCUUGAUAAGGGGAUACCAAAGUAUAGAUGCAGAUCUUUGUUUGCCAGAUAUCCGUAGCUUUAUUGAGCAUCAAAUCACCAUGGUUGCUAAAGGAAAAGCAGACCAUUCUCAUGUUGUUCAGCAUGUUCUUCAACAAUUUACGCAGAAGUUUUCUUAUUUCGUCAAGAAGAUUGAAAAUAUGGAUGCACUCUUUGAAGCGCAAUUCUCAACCUUGGCUGAAUCUGGACGUUUGCUCAGCAAGUGUGGAAAAUGCACCCGAUACAUGAAAUUCAUUUCAACUCAACCAGCACGGUUGUACUGUACCAGUUGUGAGGAGGUUUAUAAUCUCCCUCAAAAUGGCUCCAUUAAGCUAUACAAGGAAUUUGCAUGCCCUCUAGACGGCUUUGAGCUGGUACUCUUCUCCAUGUCUGGUUCCGAUGGAAAGUCCUUUCCUCUCUGUCCCUAUUGCUACAAUUCCCCCCCAUUUGAAGGAAUCACCACUCUAUUUGGUUCCAUUAAGCUUGGGAAUUCUGGAAAACUAGGCAAAGGAGCAGGCAUGCCCUGCUUUCUUUGUCCUCAUCCAACAUGUCGACACUCCAUGAUUACACAGGGAGUAUGUGCUUGCCCUGAGUGCAGUGGGACACUUAUCCUUGAUCCAGUCAGUGCUCCCAAAUGGAGACUCUACUGCAACAUCUGUAAUUGCAUGGUCUCCCUUCCACAGGGCGCGCAUCGAAUCUCAACCACUAGCAACAGAUGCCCUGAUUGUGAUUCCUUAAUCAUUGAAGUAGACUUCAAUAAGAAGACAACACCUCUAAGUGAUGGAGCUACAUUGUAUUCUGGCUGCAUAUUGUGUGAUGAAUUGCUGCAUUCUCUCAUUGAAAUGAAGCACGGCAAGUCGUUCUUUAGUCGAGGAAGAGGUAGAGGAAGAAGUCGAGGAAGAGGUGGCAGGGGUCGAGCUAGAGGUGGCUCAAAGAAUGAUGAUCCGAAAAUGAGCUUUCGAGAUUUCUAAAAGGAAUAACUGGUUCAUUCAUGCAUUCUAUUUAUUGCUUCCUGUGAUGUCAAGGAACAAGAAUUGAAGGAUUUGGUGAUUUCGUUACUAAGUGAAACUGAAAAUAUCAAGAUCUAUCCCUAUGUUUAGGGCUAUCACAGCCUUAGAGCAUUAAAUGCUUCCAAAAAGCUCUCCCUACGGACUUGCAGAAGUUGUAUUAUUUGUACAGAAUGUCUUCAUAUCAUUAUCAUCCUGUAAGAACCGGAAAGGCUAGCAAUACUAUCUGGUGUUUAUGCAAUUUGAAUAGCUUAAAAUUGUUUAUUCAUUUGCCUUGACAUUUCCUUUAUUUCAUUUUCAUAAUUUUUUAUGUCAGAAGUAUAUAACUGUGUUUAAACA
Messenger RNA from Dendrobium catenatum, 3134 nucleotides. RefSeq names its product DNA topoisomerase 3-beta. The coding region runs from base 168 to 2759 and encodes 863 amino acids. Gene Ontology annotation, cellular component: nucleus. Gene Ontology annotation, biological process: DNA topological change. The transcript is spliced from 16 exons. NCBI's taxonomy places the organism in Eukaryota, Viridiplantae, Streptophyta, Magnoliopsida, Asparagales, Orchidaceae. The record is from RefSeq and is a predicted model, not a curated record. Gene Ontology annotation, molecular function: DNA binding; DNA topoisomerase type I (single strand cut, ATP-independent) activity.